AAAUAUCGUCAAAAUAUCGUUGCUUCUUUACUUUGUCUCGUACUUCGUUUGUUAUUAAACAUACUUAGCUACCUAUACAAUGUCAGCAACCCGAAAUACCGAAUCCUUAUAUCACCAAGGCGAGUUCCGCAGUCGCGUGCCACCUGCGGAGCCUCUUACAACUACCGGGCAUAAACCCGGUGUCAAUGUUGGCAAGGACGCUGUGCCCGAAUUUCACGCCGAAAAACAUCCCCCUGGCACCGCGCCUCAGGAACGUACGUUCCUACCCCGACCCAUCGGCGAGACGCCAGUAUUGGAUCCAAACUCCGAAGUAUUGGCCGGUCCUGAGGAUACACUCGGUGGCCCUACAUCCCAAGGUCUUUAUACAGGCCUUGGCAAACCAAUUCAGGGCCAAACGUCGGCUGAGUUGCGCGGCAACCUAAUGGGCGACAAAUUGAACAAACGAAAGAAGGAGACCGCCGGGUUAGAAGGCACUGGGGCGAGAAUUGGUUAUCUUACUGAUAGCGUUCGUGAGAAAGGAGCAGAUCUUCCGGAUGGCGUAGAGAAAGGUACAAGGGGGAAAGCAAGUGCCGAGUAUCCCACCGCAGAGGAGCGGGUCCCCGAGAGCCUUGGGAAACCAGGUACCACUUGAAUAUUAAGAGUACCUAACCUAUGUAGAGUCUUGGCUAUUUAUUUAACAUCGUUCUGUAGCUUGUAUGU
Molecule: messenger RNA, 699 nt
Organism: Daldinia caldariorum
Lineage: Eukaryota; Fungi; Ascomycota; Sordariomycetes; Xylariales; Hypoxylaceae
Exons: 1
Coding region: 80-631 (183 amino acids)
Source: RefSeq, a predicted model, not a curated record